GAUCAGAUUAAACCUCAACUCAAGCGAUCCAGCACUUGUCGUGGGAAGUAAUUCAAACGUUAAAGCAUUAAGUUGCCAAUCCUGGUAGGAUACAAAAUACAAAGCAUGUUGUUUAUUAUGAUAUUUCAUUGUUGCAAGUACCAGCGAAAAGUUUGCAUUUCGUUUGUGACGAUGGAAUGUGUGAAUUUCAUGUGAAAAAAAGCUAACGAGAAAAGACCCACGAUUUGAAAAGAGCCCUGAAUGGAAAAGACAACACAGUAAUUUGCUUUAUUUUUGGGCAAUGGAAAAGCAACCGAUUGCAGAAGAAAAGGAAGCGAGGAGAAGCUAAGAAAGAGGGAAAAGAAAAAGGAGGGAAAGAAUCGAAAUCAUUAGCGCCAUCUGAUCUCCCCUCGACCCCAAUCCCGUCCCUCCCAUGGUCACGCUCCCGCUCGUUCCUCCUCUCCAGGAGUGCGAAGAGGAGAAGGAGCUCGCCAGGGCGCUGGAUGAGGCCUCUAAGGAAUCCAGUUCGUCGUCUUCGUCCGUGUCCGUGUCCUCAUGCGUAAUGGCGUUCUCCAAAUGGCUCGCUCUGGUUCGUAGACGGAGCAUGAGCAGUCGGUCGUCCGGAUUCCCCAACCGAUCUCCGAAGGUGAGACCGAUGCCCCUUCAGUUUCCAGAUACGUCUGAUCGAGAUUUCGAACGUCCGCAAGAUUUGGAUUCUGAUUCAGGGAUUUCCUCAUCAUAUGAGGAAUCCCAAGAGAUUAGUUUGUGGGACAGACUUGGAAAAGCAGCAGUUUUGGAUAUAGAGUCAGGAGAGUUCUCAUGGGACAUGCUUUCUUCUUUGCACCAUACUGAGCAUAGCGGUAGCGCAGAACAGUCUGAAGAUGAAAUGACCAAGAACGUUGAGGUAACAGUGAAUUCUGGUGGGGUUGUCUUCUUUGCACUUUUUGGUAGGCCUGACAAAGAUGACCUUACUCCUAAAGAAGCAGCUGCAGUGAUAAAGUUCUCCUCCUCAAGGAUGGCCACUCAGUCGGAGCGCUUGGGCUACGAGUUUGCUAAAUGGUUAGGAAUUCGAACACCACAGGCCAGGGUAAUCCACAAUUCUAGUUUUGAGUGGCAGCAGAUAAAGGAUGGUGCAGAGAAAGCUAAAACAAAGGCAACUGCAGACGGAGAUGAAAUUGGUGAAAUGACAUGUUCGGAGUUGUUAGAAGCGCUUGAACUGAGCCGUUGUCUCCUUCUAAUGAAUUACGUACAUGGCACACCCCUUUUGGACAGUACGAGUGCAUUUGAAUCACAGUCUGUAGCUGAAAAGACCGCUGCAGCACUUGGCAGGAUAUUGAUGUUGGAUCUGGUGCUUAGAAAUGAAGAUAGACUUCCCUGCCGUUUGCUUGGGUGGAGGGGGAACUCCUCCAAUCUAUUAUUUGCAGAAGAAGUUGCAUGCACUGGCUCAGAAAUAUUUCAGGAAGAUUUAGGUUAUAUACCAAGAAGAAAUAGAGCAUCCAAAACUUUUCAGAAGGAGAGAAGAUUUUCUUCAGUUGAUGGUAGAAUCAGUCCAUGUAAAUCUGCGUUGGUUUCUCAGAGUUCAGAUUUGUCCGAGUUGGUGACAACUUCACUUGAUUCUGCUGAUAUUAUCAGAGAACAGGAAAUAGUGGAUACCAAAUAUGAUGAUUUCCAGGUCAUAGCAAUUGACACAGGUGUUCCUCGCCGGCCUCCUGCUGGUAAACGUGCAAAUGACCAAGCUCAGUAUCCCAAGAUGGUCGAGCUCCUUCUCAAUAGUUUUGAGUUCUCAGGGAACCUGCUAUAUGAAAUUAGUCGGGGAGAGCUUGGAUUUCUGGUCUCAGAAGAGGGCACUUCACUGCAAGAUCCGAGUUUUGCAGAUUCAGCCCCUGUUGUCCAUGAGUUUCGAAGUGGAUUUCGUGCUUCUCUCAGAGAGUUACAAGGAUUUCAUAUAUUUCUUUUGACGGUCUACCAGAGAUUGGACUGCCUUCUUCGGUCAUUUUUAACAAUAAUUAACAGGAGCUCGCUUGGGGACUCCGAAAGAGAUGAUUUUCCAAAUUCUGAUUCGUGGCAACCAUCCACAUGUAGCUUUCAUUCCCCUUUUGGCAAGGAGCGAGAUGCAACAGAAACUAAUGUAGAUACGGUUGAGUGUGAGCUGCAGAAAACAACACCUAAGUCAUCUUCAUCUGGCUCUUAUUCAACAUCUCCCAUCUCACGAGACAAUUGGCAUGGAAGAUAUUAUCGAGGGGGUUUAGAGGCUCCCCGCAGCCUUCGACUGACCAUGAAGUUACGUGACUUUAACAAAUUUGCCAAGGUGGAGGUGGAGGCAGAGCUGAGUAGAGAUCUGGAACGUUGGAACGAAAUGCUUAAAGCAGAUGUUGUGAAAUAUUGCCAAGACAACAACUUCAACAGUGGGUUCUUCGAGGGCAGCGAUAAUCAUAUUGUUGUUGAUGCCUAUGAACUCAAGGUAAGGCUAGAACACAUUCUGGAAAGGAUAGUCUUGAUUACUGAUGCUGCAAAUACAGAAAGGCCUUCAUUGAUUACAGGUAAUUUGUUUAUCGGUGGAGCACUAGCUGCAAGAUCUGUGCACACCCUCCAAUACUUGGGUAUCACACAUAUACUAUGCUUAUGUUCAAAUGAAGUCGGACAAGCAGAUUCUCAAUUUCACGAACUCUUUGAGUACAACAACUUCUCAAUCUGUGAUACAGACGAUGCAGAAAUCAACAGUCUCUUCGAAGUUUGCUCAGACUUCAUUGAACAUGCCGAACAGUCAGGUGGCAAAGUUCUUGUUCACUGUUUUGAAGGGAAGAGCAGAAGUGUGACCGUUGUUCUUGCAUACCUGAUGCUGAGGAAACACUUGACUCUGCUACAGGCAUGGAAUGAGCUUAAGAGGGUUCAUCAUCGCUCGCAGCCCAAUGAUGGGUUCAAAAGGAUACUGUUGGAGCUCGAUAAAAAAUUGCAUGGGAGCCCUUCAAUGGAAUGGCAGCAGAGGAAGCCAAUGAUGAAGCUAUGCCCAAUUUGUGGAAAGAAUGCUGGACUCAGCACCAGCUCCCUGAAGCUUCAUUUGCAGAAGUCGCACAAGAGCAUUUCUUCAGGAAGUGUUGACAGCGCUAUGACGAUGGAAUUCCAGAAAAUCAUUGGUGCUGUGAAGAUAGGUUGAGGGGAAAGAUUAGGAAGGAAGGAUACCCUCAUACAAGCCGAAGGCAUGAUACUUAGCCCCAUUUUUAGAUUUCCUAAUAUCGGUCCAUUGGGAAAAAGGUACAAGUCUAGAAGCGGCUCAAGUAGUCAGAAGCACGGAAAGAAAUUUUUUCUGUAGAUUCAGUUGUAUAUACUUUUGUUGCUAGUAGCAGCAAAUAAUUUUGUCAGAAAUCGAUUCAUUUUCCUACAA
Nymphaea colorata (pocket water lily) is the source of this 3361-nucleotide messenger RNA. Its product is annotated as dual specificity protein phosphatase PHS1. The coding region runs from base 413 to 3133 and encodes 906 amino acids. The transcript is spliced from 11 exons. NCBI's taxonomy places the organism in Eukaryota, Viridiplantae, Streptophyta, Magnoliopsida, Nymphaeales, Nymphaeaceae. Gene Ontology annotation, molecular function: protein tyrosine/serine/threonine phosphatase activity. The record is from RefSeq and is a predicted model, not a curated record. Gene Ontology annotation, biological process: response to abscisic acid; cortical microtubule organization; protein dephosphorylation.